AAUAUCAAGCGAUGUUAUCCCACUUCAGUAUCAUCAUUGCUGUGGUUCAUUAACAAGCCUUCUAGCCUUAAAAUACUGAUGUAAUGUCAUCUACAUCCGAUUCUGAAGAACCAUGGGACUCGAGAAGGGGAACCCUCGCUGAUUAUGCGCCUGACGAGGCACCAUACGUACCAUCUCUGGUAAUGCAAUGUUUAGACGAAGUUGAAUUCCGUUAUACGGAGGAGGAAUCCUUGUACGGAAAAGGCGGCGACAUUAAAAAAGCCAAAGCAUUGGUCGCAGAUUACCUUAAAAUGAAAAAAAUGCCGUACUUAAACGACAUCGAUAUAAAAACAAUUACCUUGAUUUUGAAACAAUUUUUGGCUUCGUUGAGCGACACACUCAUCACCGAUCAAGUUCGAAAUGAGUUUAUUGAAGCAUCUAUAAUCAAUGAAUCAGGACAGAGGUAUCGAGCAUUUUGUGAUGCAAUGGAACAACUUCCGGAACCGAAUCGCGAUACUCUCGUUCAUCUUCUCCGACAUUUACGAACUGUUGUUGAGUAUGGACGUAGCAGCAUUCGAAAUCUCGCCGAGGUUUUUGGACCCAUUGUGGUCGGUGGGAGCUCUCAAUAUCUUACUCCAUCUUUGCUUAUGCUUUCACGUGAAGAUCAAAUUCAGGUUUUUGAAAGCUUGUUGGAAUUGGAAGAUUGCGACAACGAUGAUGACUGGUAACCUUACUCUCUGUCGAAAUGUCUGGCAGCAGUGUACAAUUGAAUCCAACUGAUGUGUGAUUUUGGAAAAAAUGCAGACAAUUGUCUACUUGUACAUUGAGUGCCAAGAUGAAAUAAAGGAAUCCUGUCAAAUCAAUAAA
Molecule: messenger RNA, 846 nt
Organism: Venturia canescens
Lineage: Eukaryota; Metazoa; Arthropoda; Insecta; Hymenoptera; Ichneumonidae
Product: rac GTPase-activating protein 1-like
Exons: 4
Coding region: 84-707 (207 amino acids)
Biological process (GO): mitotic spindle midzone assembly; mitotic cytokinesis; Rho protein signal transduction
Cellular component (GO): spindle midzone; centralspindlin complex; cleavage furrow
Molecular function (GO): GTPase activator activity
Source: RefSeq, a predicted model, not a curated record